UUUUCUGCUGUUGCUAUGAGCAAGAUGGGGAGGGAUGUUACCGGGUUAAGGAUUGACAAGAAGCCCGAUAAUGCCCCAAAGUCAAAUGGUAUUGACCAUAUGUCUGUUUAUGUUGCUCCAAAGAUUGCAGUUGAAAGAGAUCCCUCUGAGGUGGAGGACCACAGUGCAAAAGGCACAGUUGUUGAAGAUGGUCAUGAAAAGCAAGAUGUUCUUGGUGUUAAGAGCAUUAACUUCAACCCUGGUUUGCCAGAGGUGAAAACACAGAAAGCUGAGUCUUUAAAGGCUCUUGAGAAGAAGUUAAGCUCACCUAUUAAGCUGACAUCAGUUUCUGCAGCUAGAGGAACUUUACAGACAAGUCCCCCUGCUCCACACUCACCUAGUCUUGCAAAUGAGAAGCAGAAUUAUAGUGCAAGUGAUGCUGAUGGAGCUGGAAGCACUAAUACAGGUAUAAAUGGUGCUGUUGAGACUAAUGAUUCACAUUCGCCGAUGACUACACAGAAAUCUGAGUUAACAUCUCCUUUGGCAUCAACAAAAAUUGUGGAUACUGAUAACCAGAAAUAUCAUGCUGAAGAUGAUAAUUUAUCCCUGGCAUCUUCUGCUGCAACUUCCAUACGGACAAUCAGAUCUAAGAUCACUGUUGCAUCUGCUCCAACAUUUAGAUGUGUUGAACGUCUUGAGAGACGCAAGGAGUUUUACACGAAGUUAGACGAAAAACACAAAGCUUUAGAGGCAGAGAAGGCUGAAUAUGCUGCUAGAACUAAAGAAGAAGCGGAAGCAGCCAUUAAGCAGCUCAGGAAGAGCAUGGUUGUCAAAGCAAAUCCAGUUCCUAGCUUUUAUCGUGAAGGACCACCUCCAAAGGUUGAACUGAAAAAGUUGCCAGUAACUCGUGCCAAAUCUCCAAACCUAAGUCGGAGAAAGAGCUGCAGUGAUGCUGCUAAGUCAUGUAAGUCAUCCACAGAUGAAAAGGGGGCUUGUGCUCGGACAAAACGUCAUAGCUUUGGGGUUUGCAAAGAAGGCAGUACUACACCUACUACCCCCAAAAACAAGGAUGUGAUUGGUGGCCGGAAUGUAGCUGCUGGAAUAAACAGAGGAGGCAGUUCUACCUCUACCAAAUAUAAGAACAUGCAGAGCCGGCAAAGUCUUAAUGGUGCCAACAGAAUCAAGGAUCAAGCAAAACAGGUUAAACAAACAUCUAAAACUUCUGAUGUGGUGCAACAGAAUAAUACAGAUAUUUCCGUUGUAGAAGAAAUGACAAAGGUACCCGAUCAUAUUGCUGAUAUUACUGUGGUUGAGGAGACAACAAAAACUUCUUAUUCUGUGCCAGGCCAGAUGAGCGCAGACAACGCUAUUGUGGAAGAUGCAAGAAAAGAUUCACAUAUUCAGAAGGUGGCUUCAGAUAUUGCUGUGGAAACAUGAACGAUUUGCCCUUUUUUGUUUUUCCUUUUCACUUUGAAGCUAAAAGGGUCCUGAAUUUCCUUAAUUGCCAAAGAAGUAUUGGCAUGGUGAGACAGUCAUUACCUUUCUUGACUGCGAUGACUUGGUGAAUUGUUGUUUAAACUUUUGAGUUGUAUAUUCGUGUAAUUUAUAUUGCUGUAAACAUUAUAUAGAAGAAACCUCCCCGGAAACGUUUUGUUAAUAUCAUCUUGUUGUGGUCUAGUUGCUUACUUUCUGGUUCUCAUAUGCACGAUAUCGAAGGCUGUGGGGGAUUGAAAUC
Molecule: messenger RNA, 1714 nt
Organism: Coffea eugenioides
Lineage: Eukaryota; Viridiplantae; Streptophyta; Magnoliopsida; Gentianales; Rubiaceae
Product: protein WVD2-like 2
Exons: 7
Coding region: 16-1416 (466 amino acids)
Biological process (GO): microtubule cytoskeleton organization
Molecular function (GO): microtubule binding
Source: RefSeq, a predicted model, not a curated record